AUGAUUAACAUCGAGCAUCCAAAAGUCAGUGCGAAGCCUCCGAUAAAUAAAUUAUCCGGGGUGAAGAAGACCCCCAGGAAGGGUAAAACCACUCCGAGGAAUGCCCCCAAAGGGGUCAAGGGAAAACUGCACAAAAAUGAGGGAAAGAACUGCUUGGAUUGCUCUCAGGACGACUUAAAGUCCCAGUUCAUCGACUCCGGGGUGAAGAAAAAGGGAAUCGAUCGCUCUCCGGACUGCAAUCAAAAUGUUAUCGAUCCGGAUUCGUGCUCCUUCGAACAGAUUUGCAGUAUGAUCGAUGAUUUGGAGAAGAAUUUGUGCCAAGAGCGUGAAGUUUUACCUGUUCAGACGGCGUUUAUUCCGGUUCAAGAGGCCUCGGUUUCCGCUCGCGUUAAUGUUCCGGAUCAGGUUUUGCCGGAAAGAGAUGAGUCUCACGAUACUAGACCACCCUCUCGCUCAACUUACGACGAUAUCAUGUCCUUUUUGGGAACUCUGGAGCACGAUUGCGUUAUUCCUAAGAAUUACGGGAAUGAUAGAACAAUUCAGGAAUUAUUUAAUGAGAGCCAAAUUAUUAGCGAGCGGACAAUUCUCAGGAACAGAGAUGACGCUAAAAUUCUUCCGGAGGUAGUGCGAGAGGAAUUGGCGACGACUUUGCUAAAACUCGAGGACCGGGAGGAGACGAUCAAAGUUUUGAAAGAGGAGUUGAGGGGUGAGAGGAAAAUCGCGUGCGAGAAGCUAGAUCAAGACAAGAAGGCCCACGCAGAGCAGAUCCAGACGCAGAAGACUAAAUAUCAGAAUGUCAUAAAGCGCCAUCAGAAGUUCAUCGAACAACUGAUCCGGGAGAAGAGAGAAUUGACUGAGAAGUGUAACGUGUUGGCGCAAAAAAUCAGAGAGAUGGAGGCGAAAUUCCAGAGGGAUUUGAAGAUCGCCAUGGAGAGACAGGGGGUGGAGUUGCAGAGGGCCAGAGAGAUUUGCAUGGCCUCGGAGAAAAUUCGGAGGGAGCGGUGGCUAGAAGCCAAGACCUCCAAAAUCAAAGAGAUGACGGUCAAGGGUUUGGAGCCGGAGCUGCGCUCAAUGGUAGAGCAACAUCAGCAGGAGAUUCAAGACAUCAGGAGUGCUCACAUGAAGGAACUCCAAGACGUGGAGCUGAGGACCAUUCGCAGAUCCAAUCAGCAGUUGGAGCAACUGCGUUUGGAGUUGACGGAGAGUCAUGACAAGCUUGCAGCCACUGAGAGGGAGGCCUUGAGGGCCAGGUUUCAAGAGAAAUUCGACGAGCAGGAGACGCUCAUGCAGGCGCAGCAAAGAAAAUACUUCGAGGAUCUCCAGAAUGAGAAGAGACUAUUUUCUGAUGAACUUGGGAGGAAGAAGAAGGAGCACGAAGCUGUUGUGCAGUCCAUCUCCCAUGAAUUUCAGGAGAAAAUUGCGAAGUUGAUGAGGCAGAGUGAAAUUGAAAAACAAAAUUUGAAGGAGGCACUCAAAGCCGAGCGAGACGCGUGGGUGGAAAAUUUCAAGAGACAGCAGAUCACGAAGUUUGAGAUGUCUGAGGCUAGGAUUCGCGAUGAAUGCGAUCGGGAGAGAGACAGGCAGAUUGAACUCGUUAUUGAGAGAUUGGAGAAGGAAACGAGAGACAUGAAGACUAGCAUGCAGAAAUGUGGAGACAAUAAAUUAAGAUGCAUGAAGGAAAAAUAUGAAACUGAUCUACAAAUGAGCCGGGAGAAUGAGAAAUUUACGAAAGAAAAGUUGAUGAAAACUGAGCAGAAACUGGAAAAUAUUCAAAUUGAUCUGGAAAAAAUGGAGACUAGAUUGGGGAAAUGCUUGGCCGACUUAAAUGAAUCUGAUCGCAUGGUGGAAAAAUUGACGAGAGAGAAGGAUCAGGCCAAGGAUUUAGCUAGGCAGGAGAUUGAGCACGAGAAGAGGGAGCUGGAGGAAAGAAUUGCUUCGCUAUACAAAGAAAUAACGGAGAUCAAUAGCAAUAAAGAGUCGCACAUGGCUCAAGUGUACAGCAGGGUAAAAUUAAUCAUGACCCAGAAGGAUGUGAUGAUCAAUAAAAUAUCUAAAGAAGCUGACGAGUCCAGGAACAGGUGUGAUCAUUUGGAGAAGUUGUUGGAUCAACAGAGAAAGGAAUACGUUCUGAAGUCCUUAUGAAUUCACUUGAAUAACAAUUUUGUAUUUGAAAGAUUUAUAAUAGUGCAGUGAUAAUUUUUUGUGCAAUCGAUGGACGCGUUCAAUUUUCAAUUUUAUUCUCACAAUUAUAUUACAAUGAAAUGUGCGAACUAUUCGAAUCUCCAACUCGUUCGUGAGUUUGAGUGCAGUUCUCUCUGUUUUUUUAUGAAGUUCGUAUAAAAGAAUCCACUGUACCU
This is a messenger RNA of Diachasma alloeum, 2357 nucleotides long. It is a transcript of the gene dila, whose product is annotated as centrosomal protein of 131 kDa. The record is from RefSeq and is a predicted model, not a curated record. The transcript has 8 exons. Bases 1 to 2142 code for a protein of 713 amino acids. Gene Ontology annotation, biological process: cilium assembly; regulation of centrosome duplication; intraciliary transport involved in cilium assembly. Gene Ontology annotation, cellular component: centriolar satellite. NCBI's taxonomy places the organism in Eukaryota, Metazoa, Arthropoda, Insecta, Hymenoptera, Braconidae.